AUGACGCUUCCAAGAAGUUGCCGCCAUUGUGGGAAAGGAAUAGGCAAGAAAAUAAAAUUGCAAUGUGGCAUAUGUAAAGGUCUUUACCACUUAAUAUGUGGGAAUGUAUCGGAGGUUGAGGCACGAAUUAUGCAGGAGGAUAGGACACCCUGGAACUGCAGUACUUGUGUUCGUAGAUCAUCGAGUCAUUUUUCACAGCCAACUACUUUAAUUCGAGACAAGGACGCGUCAUUUAUGGAUCAAAACAGAAGGAGUUCGUCCCUCUUUGUUCCACAGUCUGAGACUCUUACAUCGCGUGAUACUGAAUUAAAAGUUUUAAUUCAGGAGCUACAGAGUAAGGUCAGAGAAAUGAGAAAAUCUAUGGAUUUUUUAAAUGAGAAGUACGAGGAUGAAUUAAAACGCACCAAAGUUCUGUCGGAGAUGGUUUCUGAGAUCGCAAGAGAUAACCAAGAAUUAAAAAAGGAGGUACAAAAACUGAAAUCAGCCAUAAAUAUGAACGAGACUGCUAAAAUAAAAAAUAAUGUUUGUGUUACUGGACUUCUAGCUUCUGUUAAAGUGGAAAAUAAAGAUACUUGUGUAUUAAAAUUGCUACAUAGGGUGUGUCCAGACGUCAAAGAAAGUGAUGUGGACAAGAUGCAACACAUACCGGUUAAAAAUGGGGUUAAAACCAUAAUUACCUUGAAAUCUGAGAAUUUAAAGCAGCGCCUCCUACGAUCCAGGGCCACCAAGGGGAAAAUCACUGCAAGCAAUUCAGGUAUGGGAGAUUCAGCAACACCGAUUUAUAUAGAAGGGGAGCUCACAAAAGAAACUUAUCUACUUCUUAAGAGGACCAAGCAGCAUUUAAAGGACUCGUAUAAAUAUAUUUGGCACAGAAAUGGCAACAUUUUAGUUCGAAAAGCUGAUGGUGAAAGGUACUUAGUAAUUAGGAAUGAUAUGGACUUAGAUGAAAUUACUGCUUAAUACUUCUUGUUAUCAUAUUUUGAGUAUAUACUUUUUUGUUUAUUUAUUUUUAAUUUACCUAUUAUAAAAUCAUUUAAAGAAUAUGACGGACAAACUAAAAAUAGGUCAAAUUAAUAUUCGUUCCUUGUUGCCAAAGUUUAUUAAUUUUAAAUCUUAUGUAUUAGAUAAUAAUGUAGAUAUAGUAGGGUUAUCUGAAACCUGGUUAACUAAUUACACGACGGAUGAGUUUCUUCGAAUUCCAGGCUAUAAUUUAGUUAGGCAAGAUCGCUCUACUGGUCGAGGAGGGGGGUAAUGUUUUAUGUAAAGAGUUUUAUUAAUUUUCAAAUAAUUAAUUGUUUAACUGGGAAUUAUGCAGAACAAUUAUGGUUAAAAAUCAAAAUUGAAAACAAGAUAUUUAUAGUAGGAUGUUAUUAUAGGCCGCCCAAUAGUAAUAUUAAUAAUUUUUAUGAUGAAUUUGAGGUAAAUGUUUCCACUUUACUAACAGAAUGUGACCUUUUCUUGUGUAUGGGCGACUUUAAUGUAAAUAUGUCUAAUCUGCAAUCUAAUGUUGUUGAACUCUUCUUAUCCAUUCUAGAGUCUUUAAGUUUAAAGCAAAUGGUGGAUGAACCUACUCAUCAAGGACUCUCAGGUGAAACACUUUUGGAUUUAUUUAUUUGCUCGCAUGAAGAAUUUAUUAGUUCGAUGUAGUAUAUGGACCAUGUUUGCUAGAAAGAGAUAAAUACCGUAUCCAACUAAUACAGAAUCAUUGCGUAAGGUUAAUUGGGGGUCUGCGGGGCAGGGAACAGGGAGUAUCGGCUAAAUUAAGAGAGUUGAACUGGCUUAGAAUGGAUGAGAGGCGUAUUUAUCACUCAAUAGUUUUAGUUUAUAAAAUAAUAGCAAGGAAAUGUCCAGAAUAUUUAUACAAAAAAAUUAAGUUUCGCACUGAAAUACAUAACUUAGAUCUUCGCGACAAAGGCUCUAUAACCAUACCACGUCACUCCACGUCUAUCUUUGAGAGAUCUUUUAUUUAUAAUAUAGCGAAGCUUUACAACAGGAUUCCAAAUAAUUUGAAACAUUUGCCGGAAGUAUCUUUUAAAAGAAAAAUUAGGUCUUACAUUAAAUAUUUGAUGUAGUAUAUUAUGAUGUUUUAUAGUGGCUAAUCUGAUUGCAAUAAUGUUUAGGGUGUAGUACUUAUUGAUAUGAAAUACUAAACUCACGAAUUUACAUAUAACUUGCUUUUUUUAUAUAAAUUAUAGUACCUAUGUAAAUUGUUAUGUAGUUAGUUUUAGCUUAAGGUAUAGGGUUCAGUAGAGUAGCUAUAAGCUAGACUGCGCCGUAAUAGACCUUAGCAAUAAGUUUAUAUCUUUGUAUUAUAUGGGAAAAUAAAAGUCAUUAUUAUUAUUA
Molecule: messenger RNA, 2343 nt
Organism: Anthonomus grandis grandis
Lineage: Eukaryota; Metazoa; Arthropoda; Insecta; Coleoptera; Curculionidae
Exons: 2
Coding region: 1-960 (319 amino acids)
Source: RefSeq, a predicted model, not a curated record